AAAGGGUAUGGGUAUGUGCAGAGGAUUAUAAAGUGUAACCGCCUCAGCUGGUAUUGAUGUCAUUCACGGCGAUCGAGUUGUGGUUACUUUAACUUUCUCACAGGCGAUUUCUGGGAACUUCUUCUUCUGCAAUGGAUUCUCUUCCUUUUCGCGAUGGCAACAUCCACAAGAUUCUCGAGACCCGAUAUUUCGACACUCGUCUAGAUGUUAAUCAUAGUCUUCAGACACACUCCUCGUUGAUUCGGAGGCUUUCUCAAGAGAGAGAGUUAGAGGGCCACCUUGGCUGCGUUAAUGCGGUGGCUUGGAAUUCCAAAGGUUCGUUAUUGAUAUCUGGAUCAGAUGAUACACGGAUUAAUAUUUGGAGCUAUUCUGGUCGAAAACUUUUGCAUUCAAUUGACACCGGACAUUCUGCAAAUAUAUUCUGCACUAAGUUUGUACCAGAAACUUCUGAUGAACUUGUAGUUUCUGGAGCUGGAGAUGCUGAAGUCCGGUUAUUUAAUUUGUCUCACUUAAGUGGGAGAGGAUCUAGUGAUAAUGCCAUUGCUCCAUCAGCACAUUACCAAUGCCAUUCUAGAAGAGUCAAGAAACUGGCUGUUGAAAAUGGAAACCCCAAUAUGGUAUGGAGUGCUAGUGAAGAUGGGACCAUAAGACAGCAUGAUUAUCGGGAAGGUACCUCUUGUCCUCCAGCAGGAUCUUCACAACAAGAGUGUCGAAGUGUUCUACUUGAUUUACGGAGUGGAGCUAAAAGGUCACUUGCUGAUCCUCCUAAACAAGUCCUUGCUCUAAAAUCUUGUGAUAUUAGUUCAACUAGACCACAUUUGCUCGUUGUUGGUGGGAGUGAUGCCUUUGCACGAUUAUAUGAUAGGAGGAUGUUACCCCCUCUGAGCUCCUGUCGGAAAAGAAUGUCACCACCUCCUUGUGUUAAUUAUUUCUGUCCAAUGCAUCUUUCUGAUCGUGGACAUCCAAGCUUGCACUUAACUCAUGUUACAUUCAGUCCUGAUGGAUGUGAGGUUCUCCUUAGCUAUAGUGGAGAGCAUGUUUACUUGAUGAAUGUAAAUCAUGAUGGAAUGGAUGAGAUGCAAUAUACUUCAGGAGAUGUUUCCAAGAUGAUGACUUACUCUCCAACAAUUAAUGGGUUAGAAUUGCAGCCUUUUGUAUCUAAUGUCUUCCCAAAUGGUUUUCCUGUUAAAAAGAACAUUGCUGCAAAGCUUGACAAGUGCAGGAAACUAAUAAAAUAUGCUAAGAAGUCUUUGGACGAGGGGACUCCCUAUUAUGGAAUUGAGGCUUGUAAUGAUGUUUUGAGUGCCUACAGUCAUAUUGUUGGACCUGCGCUAAAACAUGAAUGCCUGUGUACUCGUGCUGCACUAUUGCUUAAGAGAAAGUGGAAAAACGAUGCUUAUAUGGCUAUAAGAGACUGCUAUGCUGCUAGGAAAAUUGAUAAUUCCUCCUAUAAAGCACUUUACUAUAUAUCAGAAGCAUUGUCACAGUUGGGUAAACAUCAAGAAGCUUUGGAUUUUGCUAUUGCUUCCCACUUGUUGGCCCCAUCCAAAUCUGAAGUUGCAGAAAGAGUGGAGAAUGUGAAGAAGGAUAUUGCCUUAGCUGAAGCUGAGAAAAAUAGUAAGACGAAUGAUGGAGUAUCAAGGUUUGACAGGCAAGGUGGAAGAAUAUUAUCAUUGAGUGACAUACUCUAUCGUUCGGAGGCUAAUAGUGAUGCUUCACAAGAUGGUCCCAGAUCAGAGAGGGAUGAUUCCGAUUAUGAUGAGGAAUUGGAGUUGGACUUUGAAACAUCAGUAUCUGGUGAUGAGGGACAUGAUGUUGAAUCAAAUAUUCUUCAUGGGAGUUUAAAUCUUAGAAUUCAUCGAAGAGGUGACUCCCAAGAAAAUGCUGGUGCAAAUGGCUCUUGUGAAUCGCCCUCAUCAUCAUCACAGAACAAUAGAGCGGCUUAUCAGCCUGAAGCAGCUAUUGAUAUGAAGCAGAGAUUUAUCGGCCACUGCAAUGUUGGGACUGAUAUAAAACAGGCCAAUUUUCUUGGUCAAAGAGGUGAAUAUGUUGCCAGUGGAAGCGAUGAUGGCAGAUGGUUUAUUUGGGAAAAGCGGACUGGUAGACUCAUAAAAAUGCUGAAUGGUGAUGAAUCCGUUGUAAAUUGUGUACAAUGCCAUCCGUUUGAUUUUGUUGUGGCAACCAGUGGGAUUGAUAGCACAAUAAAGAUAUGGACUCCAAGUGCUCCUGUUCCAUCUUCUGUAGCUGGUGGUUCAGCAGGACCAGAAACUGGUGAUGUGUUGCUUGCUAUGGAGAGCAAUCAACAAAAAUUAUCCCGUAACCGUGAUACUAUCCUGCCCUUUGAGCUUUUGGAACCGUUUAGAAUGCAUGAGUUUCCCGAAGGAUCGCUGCGCUUGCGCCCGUUUGAAUGCACCCAAAGCUAAAGAUUCGCUAAUUCUGAUCUGCUGCUGGUGCUAUAUUCUGUAGUGCUUAUGAAUCUGGACUGAUUAGUGAUGUGGGGAUGACAUUGAUGGGAAGCCAUUAUGAGGGAGCUUUGACCAUGGGAGGCAUUUUAAGGACGCAGAGACUAAAUUGGAACAUUGAAAAUAAAUCCUGGAUUUAUUUCCUAAACUGUUAAUGAUUUUUUAAAAGAAAAAUUUGUACAGAUUUACUAGUUGUCAUGGUUGCUGAUAUUAAUGUUAUGUAUAGUAAAAGGUGGUGUCUGAAUUAAAAUAUUAUUAAAUUUGAUCUCUGUAUAGUAAACGAUGAUCCAGCGAAAUCCUUUUGGUUGUUUGAAU
Molecule: messenger RNA, 2777 nt
Organism: Gastrolobium bilobum
Lineage: Eukaryota; Viridiplantae; Streptophyta; Magnoliopsida; Fabales; Fabaceae
Product: protein ALTERED SEED GERMINATION 2
Exons: 20
Coding region: 132-2423 (763 amino acids)
Biological process (GO): negative regulation of fatty acid biosynthetic process
Cellular component (GO): Cul4-RING E3 ubiquitin ligase complex; cytoplasm
Molecular function (GO): protein binding
Source: RefSeq, a predicted model, not a curated record